AUAUCAUUCUAAGGCUAUUUAUUAACCUUUGCUUUUCUUUUCUUUUUCUUUUUUUUACAAAAUGUUAACAGGUUUGGGGUUUUUUAGAAAAUUAUUUUAAAAUUAAAUCUGCUAAGUGACGUCAUAGUGAUAACACUUGACGUGUAUAAACGUCAACGGCAGGAAACUUACAAUUACAUCGGUAUAAUACACCAUGGAGAGUUGCACAUUCAGUCAGCCAGCUGUGAUUACAAGAGCAUAUAUGUAAUAGCAUCAUAGUAGAGAACAGACCUGUUGCAUUUUCUCUUCAGGAUUUUCAGAGGAUCAUUUGCAGUUAAAACAAAGGACCGUAUAUUUUUAUUGUUCUGUCGGACGAUUUAGAGAAUUACUGAAAGUGCAGUUAACGUUUUUUAAAAGAGAUAUUGAACUGUAUUGGUCACAAACAGAUAAAUUUGUGUAUAAUAGUUUGUUGUCUGAUUUUACAAUAUUGACUAUGAUUAACAUAAGUAGAUAUAUUGUUCUUUUGUCAGAGGAAAACUAUUUGUGUGUUUGAGUUUUAUGACUAUUGAAUACACAUUUGGAUAUUGUUUUCUUUUUUCUUUUAACAACAUUCUUUUCGAUGGCAGAGUUAACUAGAUUGGAAAAUGCCACAUACACAUCAUUCUCUGAAGACUUUCCCAAAAAUGGAUCUCUGGAUAUGAUAUUAUUUGGUAAAAUAUUUGCAGGAAUCGACUUAUUUUUAGCUCCAUGGAUUAUUUUGGGAAACACACUAAUUCUAAUUGCAGUGUGUUUUGAAAAUAAACUUCACACAAUCCCCAAUGCAUUUAUUGCUAGUUUGGCUGUGGCAGAUCUUCUAGUCGGCCUUGUGACAAUACCACUUUACGUGGUCUUCUACUUGAAACUUCCAAAUGUGGAAAAGAACAAAUACCUUUGUCUCGUUCGAAGCAGCACGGCACUCUACUCUUGUGGGUCAUCCUUGUUGAACUUAUUACUGAUAUCUUUUGAUCGUUACCUUACUGUGAUUUACCCUCUGAGGUACCAUGCACUGAUGACCCCGAAGAGGGCCAGGGACGCCUUGAUUGUCCUAUGGGUUUUCUCCACGGUUGUCAGCUUCGUUCCCCUAACGGGUUGGAAUGCCUGGAAAGAUGGCUCAGUGUGCGACGCCUUUGCUGUGUUGGCUCGUGAACACAUGUACUUUUGGGUCUAUUUUCUGAUUUUAGGCUGUCUAACAUUCACAACAAUCCUGUACUCGCGGAUCUUCUACGUGGCUCACUCGCAACGUAAAAAGAUACAAGCAUCAAGUAAACUAAAUGCUGCAGCAACUAGAAGACGGGAAAGAGAGUUCAAGUCGGCCAAAGUGAUGUCUUUGAUUUCGUUUCUUUUCAUAUUGUUCUGGGUGCCCUAUUUGAUUUGCAGUACACUCAAGUUCGUCAAAUCUCUUGCAUGGGAUGUGGUGGAAGUCUCGAAGAGUUUCGCUCUGUGUUUGAGUUUGAGCAACUCCAUGAUAAAUGCACUUGUGUACUCUUUAUUGCAAAAAGACUUUAGGAAAGUUUUUCGAAACUUUUUGUUUUCACGGUUUGGUUGUUGCAAAGUAUGCAAAACGACAGACAUUAGUAGUGUGAGUAUUUUGGAAGACUUUUCAACAACUCAGCUUAGUUUGAUGAAAUCUCCGUCUGUAUUUCAAGUAGUGAAGAUUGUAUAAGAUGAUGUUUUAAAAUUGAAUGUAAUCUAUAUUACUUUGUGAAAUGUGUUGUUUUCUUUAUAAAAUGUUCAA
Molecule: messenger RNA, 1753 nt
Organism: Gigantopelta aegis
Lineage: Eukaryota; Metazoa; Mollusca; Gastropoda; Neomphalida; Peltospiridae
Product: probable G-protein coupled receptor No9
Exons: 1
Coding region: 599-1681 (360 amino acids)
Biological process (GO): G protein-coupled receptor signaling pathway, coupled to cyclic nucleotide second messenger; chemical synaptic transmission
Cellular component (GO): dendrite; membrane
Molecular function (GO): G protein-coupled serotonin receptor activity; neurotransmitter receptor activity
Source: RefSeq, a predicted model, not a curated record